AUGGACCCACAAAAACGGGACAAAAUGGCACCCGCAACACAAACACGAGGCAGCCAGCCAUCAAGCCCGACGGCAUCAGAAGGCUCCACAGAUGAACAUGAUAUCCGGGCUUUGCUGACCCAAUUACCCUCAAAAACUGACCUGGCAGCAAUGUUUCAGAAACUGGAGAACAGCUUUGGUGAGAAACUCCAGGCAGUGAAUGCAGACGUGCAGCAGCUCGGAGCCAGAGUGCAGGCCCCAGAGGAAAAAGCAGAGAACACUGACAAACAAUUGGCUGAAUCAUACACCACUCAGGAGACAAACGCAGAAGCAAUAAGGUACCUACAAAGGAGACUGGAGGAUGUAGAUAACCAAGGGCGCGAAAUAACUUGA
Messenger RNA from Pelobates cultripes (western spadefoot toad), 372 nucleotides. The record is from the annotation of a GenBank genome assembly. Lineage: Eukaryota; Metazoa; Chordata; Amphibia; Anura; Pelobatidae.